UCUGUUAUUCUGAGCUUAGUAAUGAGUUUGUUUGGUGUGUGUGAUGUGAUAUACACAGAAGCCUUGAACAAAUAGCUUUACAAGAAGAUUUUUCCAUUGUGUCAUGAACCCAGGUGCAGAAAUGGUUGGCAUGAAACCCAAAGAUGUGGUGCCCUCUGUGGCAGUUAAGUUCUUUGGAGCAGGCACUUCAGCCUGCAUUGCUGACCUUAUCACCUUUCCCCUGGACACUGCCAAAGUCAGACUACAGAUUCAGGGAGAGUCUUGGAAAGUCGAAGGGGCCAGUGCAGCAAAGUAUCGCGGAGUGUUUGGCACCAUCACCACCAUGGUACGCACAGAGGGGCCCAGGAGUCUGUACAACGGACUGGUGGCAGGACUCCAGAGACAGAUGAGCUUCGCCUCUGUCCGGAUCGGCCUCUAUGACUCCAUGAAACAAUUCUACUCAACAUGCUCUGAGAGCACUGGGAUUGUUCCUUGCCUCAUGGCGGGUUGUACCACAGGAGCCAUGGCUGUGGCUUUUGCACAGCCAACAGAUGUGGUGAAGGUACGUUUUCAAGCCCAGAUACGACUUGUUGAUGGUGAGCGGAGAUACAACGGCACCCUGGAUGCUUACAGGACGAUUGCACGAGAUGAAGGAGUACGGGGGCUUUGGAAAGGCUGCAUGCCCAACAUCACCCGUAAUGCCAUUGUAAACUGUGCAGAGCUGGUGACCUAUGACAUGAUCAAAGAACUCAUCCUGAAGUAUGGCCUAAUGACAGACAACCUGCCGUGCCACUUCACAGCUGCCUUUGGUGCAGGCUUCUGCGCAACGGUUGUGGCUUCUCCUGUGGAUGUAGUCAAAACACGGUUCAUGAACUCAGAGGCUAGCCAGUACAGGAGCGCAAUCAACUGUGCGCUCACCAUGCUGAAAAAUGAAGGACCUACUGCCUUCUAUAAAGGGUUCAUACCUUCUUUCCUGCGACUGGGAUCCUGGAACAUUGUCAUGUUUGUGUCGUAUGAACAAAUUAAACGGGGUAUGACCAGAGCACAACAGUACUGGGAGUCACCACUUUAAUCUUGGCCUGUCUUGUGACAGGACUGCACAGACACAGCAACCUGGCCUUCACUAUGAUGCAGGUGGUGACCCAUGUUUGGAAAAGGAGAAAUGUAAAAACAGGUGCAAAAAGGGACCUUCAAAAUUGUUUCAGCAUCCCAUGGUCCCACCAGUGUGCCUCAGUCCAGCGUGGACUUCAUCACAUUACAAAGACUCAGGGCAGGGAGCUGUAGCUCUUCGACUUCCAGAAAGAACACAUAAUCUGUUGGCAUCAUUGCAGUACCAGGAUGUUUCAAAGAUUCAGGUAUAAGGAGAUAUUAUGCAUUGUAGUUUCAUUGUACUAAAAAAGUGCAAUGACAAUAAAGGUACUCUAUUAUAAGUUGUAACGGCAGAUGCCUCCCUUACAAAAACACUUAUUUUUGUCACACCUUGAAGAAGACAGCUUUUUUUACCACUAUGUGUCGGCUGUAACCCACCUUUUCAGCAUGUAUUGUUCCUAAUCCUCAGUAUAAGAGUCAUCUGAAUAAAAGCUUUUAAAUUCAUUUCAAGAGGAGUGCCCUGGAUUUCUUCGCUUUUCAUUUGACAAUUUUUGGUCCCUUUUUCUAAAGAGCACCUUUGACAAAUCUAAAGCGAACUUCCUAAACUCUCUGGCAUCUUCUCUUCUUGUUACAUUAUUUUUUUGUGUAACAGACAUAUGUGAAAGGGUAAUUCCAUAAGGAUAUGUUUCUAUCUCCUAACUUAAACCAUGAUCAAUGUGUUUACAUGUUCACAGUGAAGAUGGAUUUUCAUGUUUACAAGUGAAUGAACUGCAAGACCAUAAUGUUGCAUGCAGUGCUAUUUAAGACAGACAAACCUAAACUGACCACACAAACCUAAAUAGGUAAUUUCUGCAAACCUUAUUUUGUCUUAUGUAUUGUGGACUUUUUA
Monopterus albus (swamp eel) is the source of this 1957-nucleotide messenger RNA. RefSeq names its product mitochondrial uncoupling protein 2-like. Gene Ontology annotation, biological process: transmembrane transport. Bases 104 to 1051 code for a protein of 315 amino acids. The transcript is spliced from 6 exons. The record is from RefSeq and is a predicted model, not a curated record. Lineage: Eukaryota; Metazoa; Chordata; Actinopteri; Synbranchiformes; Synbranchidae.